Mercurialis annua (annual mercury) is the source of this 1040-nucleotide messenger RNA. Its product is annotated as light-harvesting complex-like protein 3 isotype 1, chloroplastic. The record is from RefSeq and is a predicted model, not a curated record. The transcript has 3 exons. Bases 124 to 894 code for a protein of 256 amino acids. Lineage: Eukaryota; Viridiplantae; Streptophyta; Magnoliopsida; Malpighiales; Euphorbiaceae.
GGCAGUAAUACCCAUGUCGUUUGCCAUUUUGUGAGGCUGAGGAUAAACUGGAUCACUCAAACACAGCCAUGAACUGAACUCAACCCCAAACAAACUCCUCUCCUCUUUCAACAAACCCCAACCAUGUCCAUUUCCAUGGCUUUGUUCUCUCCGCCACCGCCUACUCAAUUCCUCCGCUCAUUUUCCCCAAAACCCCAACUCUUCACCACCAAGCCAACUUUCUUACUCGCACCCACUAACCCACCCCUUCUUUUCUCUCCUCCAAAAGUUUCUGCAGACAACGGUGCUGGUGUUUCACCAGCUUCUGUAGAGGAGGAGCCGAAGGUCGCUGAGCCAGCUCCAGCCGCCGCUGCCGUGGAGACCUCUCUGGGGAGUAAUGGGGCUGUGAAGGGUGAGGAAGUGAAGGUGGAAACUAAAUUUGUAGACGCUAAAUGGAUUGGUGGGACUUGGGAUUUGCAACAGUUUCAGAAAGAUGGGAGUACUGAUUGGGAUGCUGUUAUUGAUGCUGAGGUUAGAAGGAGAAAAUGGCUUGAGAGCACUCCAGAAACUUCAAGCAACGAUGACCCAGUAGUUUUCGACACCUCGAUCAUACCAUGGUGGGCAUGGAUGAAAAGAUUCCAUCUACCUGAAGCAGAACUACUUAAUGGACGAGCUGCAAUGGUUGGAUUCUUCAUGGCAUACUUUGUGGAUAGUUUAACCGGUGUUGGUCUAGUAGACCAAAUGGGCAACUUCUUCUGUAAGACAUUAUUGUUUAUAGCUGUGGCUGGAGUACUUGUAAUCCGGAAGAAUGAGGAUAUAGAAACUAUAAAAAAGCUGGUGGAAGAGACGACAUUUUACGACAAACAAUGGCAAGCAACCUGGCAGGAUGAAACCCCUGGCAGCUCCAAAAAAUAAUAGAUAGAUGCUGUUUUGUAAGUUAAUCUUUAAUUGUUGUAUCCAGUUUUUAUUUGUUGUUGUUGUUGUAAUCAUGUAGUUGCCAAAGGAAUUGAAAUUUUAAUACCAUUUCAACGUAAUCAAGGCUUUCAUGAGCUUUCCAUUCA